GUCUGUCAACGCCUUGUCUUUUUUCACACAGCUGUGGUUUUGCAGAACUAAAUUUUGUGGUGCUGAAGAAAAACAGAACACACGGCCAAGAUGUCUGAAGUCGCUACCAGAAUUCCGAAACCGGUGCUGCGUGGACUCCACAAUGCCACCAUCAAGCGCAACCUGAUCGUGUCCGGCGUCCUGUGUACCGUUGCCGUCAUUGCGAUGAAAGUGAUGCACAACGAUCCGAAAGUGCGGGACUACGCGGAGUUCUACAAGACCUACGACGCGAACAAGGCUUUCCAGCGCAUGAAGGAUGCCGGUUUGCUGCAAUCGGUUAAGGAUUAAAUAUGGCGCAGAUUAGUAUACGCCAUCCUAGUAACUGAGCGAGAGAGAGAGAGA
Molecule: messenger RNA, 381 nt
Organism: Anopheles maculipalpis
Lineage: Eukaryota; Metazoa; Arthropoda; Insecta; Diptera; Culicidae
Gene: cype
Product: cytochrome c oxidase subunit 6C
Exons: 3
Coding region: 91-327 (78 amino acids)
Source: RefSeq, a predicted model, not a curated record